Molecule: messenger RNA, 941 nt
Organism: Ilex paraguariensis (yerba mate)
Lineage: Eukaryota; Viridiplantae; Streptophyta; Magnoliopsida; Aquifoliales; Aquifoliaceae
Source: the annotation of a GenBank genome assembly
AUGGCUGCUCUACAACAAACUCCGAUCACAUUUCAAUCCCGAUCACCACCAUCAACCCAAAUUAUAGCCAGAAGAACAACAAACCUCUCAUUUUCUGGAGGUUUCAAGUCACUCAAACUCCCAAAAAUCACCGUCAAGGUCGCCGGAAGACCCCGCCGUCACGGUGCCAGAAUGGCCGACUCCGCCGCAGGAAGCUACGCCAACGCCCUUGCUGAGGUGGCGAAUUCCAAUGGAACCCUAGAAGCCACCUCGGCCGACAUGGAAAAGGUGGAGAAAUUCUUCUCCGACUCUGAAGUCUUCUACUUCUUCUCAAAUCCCACUGUCGACAUCGCCAAAAAACGUGAUGUCCUCGACGAAAUCAUCAGUUCCUCAAAUCUUCAACCUCAUACCUCAAAUUUCCUAAAUAUUUUAGUAGAUAUGAAGAGAAUCGACCUUAUUAGCGAGAUUCUGAAGGAAUUUGAGAUUGCUUAUAACAAAUUGACGGAUACGGAGCUGGUGAUAGUUACGUCAGUGGUGCAAUUGGGGUCGCAACACUUAGCGCAGAUAGCAAAAGGAGUUCAGAAACUUACUGGAUCGAAGAAUGUGAGGAUUAAGACUGUGAUUGAUGAGUCGUUGGUUGCUGGAUUCACGAUUAGGUAUGGAAGUGGGGCUUCAAAGUUGAUUGAUAUGAGUGUGAAGAAACAGCUUGAAGAGAUUGCUGCUCAGCUUGAUCUUGGCGAUGUUCAACUCGCUGUCAUUUAUAUCACACUGAAGGACUCGCGUGCUUGACGGUAAGCUCUGAUUCACCUCUUGCUCUUACUAGUUCAAAGGACUGUUCUUCUCACGUUGUGAACAAUACAACUGCGAAGUUUAGAGUUCUUGUUGUAGUGUUCAUUUUUGUGUUUCCCUUUUGUCAUUUCUCUGGUUGAAUGUUGAUUAUGCAUCUUAUAGAUUGAAUGUAU